CCUCCCUCAAGGCCUCAACCACAAUAAAAAAAGUUCAACACCCAAAAAAAAAAACAAUGACGAUUCAAUAAGAUGUUUCUAGAAGCAUACUCUAGAGGUGUCGAGUAUUUGGUAAUUUAUUAAAUUUACACAUAAACCCCUGACCACUCCUCUGCUUCAAUAUUUAAGCCCCUCCCAUUUUUUCUCUCUCUCUCCUCCGCCCUCGCAAUACUAGAACGCACACCUCCUCCUCUUCUCAAAAGUGUGCUCAUUUAGGGGAUUUUUCUCAUUCACGUCGUUUCUCUCUCCUUUUCUCCGCCGUCCGAUCCUCUUUUCCGCCACCGCGUCCGUUAGAUCAAAGGUUGACCGCGUGUUGCUUUAAAGAUGAGUGUGGUUGGAUUUGAUUUUGGCAAUGAGAGUUGUGUCGUUGCUGUCGCAAGGCAAAGAGGAAUUGAUGUUGUUCUCAAUGAUGAAUCUAACCGGGAGACACCGUCAAUUGUUUGCUUUGGUGAGAAGCAGCGGUUUAUUGGAACAGCUGGAGCUGCGUCGGCAAUGAUGAACCCAAAAACCACUAUUACCCAGAUCAAAAGAUUAAUAGGUCGGCAGUUUUCUGACCCUGAGCUGCAAAGGGAUAUCAAAUCUAUGCCAUUCAAGGUGACUGAAGGGCCUGAUGGAUUUCCCUUGAUUGAGGUGAGGUAUCUGGGGGAAACCAGGACAUUUACCCCCACUCAGCUCUUGGGAAUGCUGUUUUCAAAUUUGAAGGGUAUAGCAGAAAAAAAUUUGAAUGCUGCAGUUGUUGAUUGCUGCAUUGGAAUCCCAACUUACUUCACUGAUCUCCAACGAAGAGCUGUCAUAGAUGCAGCUACAAUUGCUGGAUUGCAUCCUUUGAGAUUGAUUCAUGAAACCACGGCUACUGCUUUGGCUUAUGGAAUCUACAAGACAGAUCUUCCUGAAAAUGACCCAAUAAACAUUGUGUUCGUGGAUAUUGGACAUUCAAGCCUACAAGUCUGCAUUGCGUCUUUCAAGAAAGCCCAACUCAAAGUAUUGGCUCAUGCAUUUGACCGGUCUUUGGGUGGCCGUGACUUUGACGAGGCUCUUUUCCAGCAUUUUGCUGCCAAGUUCAAGGAAGAGUAUAAAAUUGACGUGUAUCAGAAUGCCAGAGCUUGCCUCCGUCUCAGAUCAUCCUGUGAGAAGUUAAAAAAGGUUCUCAGUGCCAAUCCAGAGGCCCCAUUGAACAUUGAGUGCCUUAUGGAGGAGAAGGAUGUGAGAGGGUUUAUCAAAAGGGAGGAGUUUGAGCAAAUCAGUUUACCAAUUUUGGAGCGAGUCAAGAAGCCUUUGGAAAAGGCUCUUGCAGAUGCAGGUCUUUCAGUUGAAAAUAUACAUGCCGUUGAGUUGGUAGGCUCCGCUUCUAGGAUUCCUUCUGUGUUGAAGAUAUUGACUGAGUUCUUUGGUAAGGAUCCUCGCCGCACAAUGAAUGCCAGUGAGUGUGUCGCAAAGGGCUGUGCUUUACAGUGUGCAAUUCUCAGCCCUACAUUCAAAGUAAAAGAGUUUCAGGUUAAUGAAAGUUUCCCGUUUCCCAUUUCAUUGUCAUGGAAAGGUGUUGCUGCUGAUGGUCAGAAUGGGGCUGCAGAGGGGCAGCAAACAACCAUUGUAAUUCCCAAAGGGAGUCCCAUACCUUGUGUGAAGGCUGUAACAAUGCUUCGGUCAGGUACAUUUACCGUUGAUGUGCAGUAUGCUGAUGUCAGUGAGUUGCAGGCUCCUGCGAAGAUCAGUUCCUACACGAUUGGCCCUUUUCAAUCGAGCAACGGUGAUCGUGCAAAGCUUAAGGUCAGAGUGCGGUUGAGUCUGCAUGGAAUUGUGUCGAUUGAAUCAGCAACGCUUUUGGAGGAGGAAGAAGUUGAGGUUCCUGUCGUUAAAGAGACUGCUAAAAUGGACACUGAUGAUGCUCCAACUGAGACUCCCUCUGGUGAAGCUGAUGUAAACAUGCAAGAUGUUAAGGGUGGUGCGGAAAUUCCAUCUGCAGAGAAUGGUACCCCUGAAUCAGCAGAGAAGUCUACUUCUGAAGGUGAUGACAAGACAGUACAGAUGGAUACUGAUGUCAAGGCUGAUGCUUUAAAGAAGAAGGUAAAGAAAAUAACUGUCCCGGUAUCUGAGCUGGUUCAUGGUGGUUUGUCCCAAGGUGAUCUACAGAAAGCAGUUGAGAAGGAGUUUGAAUUGGCUUUGCAAGAUCGUGUAAUGGAGGAAACAAAAGACCGUAAAAACGCUGUUGAAGCCUACGUCUAUGACAUGAGAAACAAGCUUAAUGACAAAUACCAUGACUUUGUCGAUCCCUCUGAGAAAGAGAAGUUUAUUGCUAGACUUCAAGAGGUGGAAGACUGGUUGUAUGAGGAUGGUGAGGAUGAAAUCAAAAGUGUCUACGUUGCGAAGCUUGAAGAACUGAAAAAGCAAGGUGACCCCAUUGAGGAACGUUACAAGGACAGUAUGGAGCGGGGAAAUGUUAUCAACCAGCUUACACAUUGUUUCCAAAGUUUUAGAGAAGCUGCAGCGUCGAAUGAUCCCAAAUUCGACCACAUUGAUAUUGCAGAAAAACAGAAGGUCAUAAAUGCCUGUUCGGAAGCAGAAUUAUGGCUCGGAGAGAAGAAGCAACAACAGGAUGCACUUCCUAAAUAUGCUACCCCUGCCCUAAGGUCUGCGGAUGUGGUCAAGAAAAGUGAGGAGGUUGACAGGUUGUGUAGACCGAUAAUGACAAAACCCAAACCUACCCCACCAAAACCAGCCACUCCUGAGCCACAACAGCCUCAGCAGGCUCAAAGCGGUGAGGCCCCUUCUCCAGGCGGAGACACCGAUUCUGGUGCUAACGACAGCAACGAGACACCAGAUGCCGAGCCUAUGGAAACCGAAAAGCCUGAAAAUGCUGCUUAAGUUGAUGUAAUUCGGUUUGCUCCGGCAUGAUUCGCUUGUUUUCUUGUCCAGAUUCGCUUUUCUUUUUGGGAGGGGCCGCCUCCAACGCGGAGGAGCAACCAGAGACGUUUUUGUUCUUCAUCCGGUUUAGAAAGAUUGUAAUAUUGUUUUUGGUAUUAGGGGAAGUGCUUGAUAUCUACUUUAUAGGUUGGAAAGGGUAUGUGACAAAGUUCCUUUGAAAUCCAGUUUUAUGGAUGGUUUUUAAGGGGAUGUUGAGGUUAAAUGCUUUAUUUUGGAUUAUCUCUUCUAUUUGUUACUUGGAAAGUAGUAUUUCUAAGCUAUUUUUAAGUUCAUUUCUACAAAAAUGAUUUAUUGGACUCA
Molecule: messenger RNA, 3261 nt
Organism: Spinacia oleracea (spinach)
Lineage: Eukaryota; Viridiplantae; Streptophyta; Magnoliopsida; Caryophyllales; Amaranthaceae
Product: heat shock 70 kDa protein 15
Exons: 10
Coding region: 364-2901 (845 amino acids)
Biological process (GO): protein folding
Cellular component (GO): nucleus; cytosol
Molecular function (GO): ATP binding; ATP-dependent protein folding chaperone
Source: RefSeq, a predicted model, not a curated record